This is a messenger RNA of Oryza sativa Japonica Group (Japanese rice), 1172 nucleotides long. NCBI's taxonomy places the organism in Eukaryota, Viridiplantae, Streptophyta, Magnoliopsida, Poales, Poaceae. The record is from RefSeq and is a predicted model, not a curated record.
AGGUCGUCUUCCUCCUCCGUCUCCCCACUUGCGGGAGAGAAGAGAAGGUUCAGAGUAGCACACGCUGCACCGCGCGCAGCCUCGAGCUCGAGGAGAGGGAGAUUUGGCCCCCCGAUGGCGAGGCCGAGGGCGCCGCUGCUGCGGCGGAUGCUGCUGCUGUGCGCGGUGGCGGCCUCCUGCUCCUACUACCUCCUCGUCCUCCACGCGCAGGCCUCCGUGCCGCCGCGCUACGACGGGUUCGCCUACGGGGACGCCGCCACCGCCGCCUGGAAGGACACCAUCCUCGUCGAGGCCUUCCUCGACCCGCUCUGCCCCGACAGCCGCGACGCCUGGGCGCCCCUCAGGCUCGCCGUCGACCGCUACGCCCCCAGGGUCUCCCUCAUCGUCCACCCCUUCCCCCUCCCGUACCACACCAAUUCAUUCCUUGCCUGCCGUGCACUUUACAUAGCUAACAAAUUGAACUCAUCAUCGACCUAUCCUUUGCUGGAGCUGUUCUUCAAGAGCCAGGGUAAGUUCUACAAUGCUGCAACAUCCUCACUAUCGAGCACUGUUAUAAGUGGCGAGAUGUCAAAGCUGGCAGCACGGGUUGUCGGUAAUUCGGUGUCUGAGUUCCAGUCAGGCUUCAGCGAUAUAAGGACUGACCUAGCAGCGAGGGUUUCCUUCAAGUAUGGGUGCACGAGAGGAGUAGCCGGUGCACCGUUCUUCUUUGUGAACGGAUUCCUUCAGCCUGGUGGUGGAUCGCCUAUUGACUACAGCACAUGGGUCAGCAUCCUGGAUCCCCUCGCUGGGCAGCAUGGCGAUAGAUUAGAGAUGUUCACCUCUAUUGAUGAGGGCAGACGCUAGAAGAGGUGGCAUGUAGAACUUCACAUCUCCAGCCCCAACUAAAAUACUUGAAGUACCAGAGAUAACUAAAAUAACAGAAGUGACAAUGUCUGUAGUGCUUCACCAUUGUUCUUGCAGCUGGCAUGCGUAAUGAUGGUGUGAAUCACAUUUCUCCGGUGUUACCUUGGAGCCAUUUUUGUUAAGUACAUGGAUGGGACUCUAGAGUAUCCAGUUCUUAUACGACAUAAGAUUACCUUCCAUCUACUCUCUCCGUCCCAUAAUAUAAAAGAUUUUGAAGGGAUGUGACACUUUACUGUGAAUCUGGACAUGGAUCCCUCCGGUUUUUCUUA